AUGGCGAACAACCUCCGCAACCCGACCCUCGGUCUCGCCCUCCUCUCGCUGGGCCUCAGCAUCGCCGUCAUCGGUACUGCCGGCCGCAGCUUACAUGUCUAUUACUCCGAGCACAGCACGAACAUGUGGCUACUUCCCGUCUGGCCGAACCACUUCGACCUUCGAGAACUGCAGAUGCUGGUCGGAAGCGCUGCAGCGGUGGUGGUGUGCAACCUUGUGCUUGGGACGAGCUUGGUGGUUGCUAAAGUGAGCAUCCUGCUCACAUUCGACGGUGGGAGAGCAAACGCUGACAUCCGCCUUCAGCUGCCAGCCAACGGCAUCGUCGUCGUGUCCUCCUUCCUCAGCACCAUCGUAAUGAUGAUCGCCCUCAUCUUCACCACCGUCCUCAACUGGCGCGCUCCUCACCGCGACACCCUCAAAACCUGGACAUGCCGCUGGAGCAACGUACCCCGGAGCCUCUACAGCCUUGGGCCACCAGAACAGUUCCACGAUCUCUGCCAGAAGACACGCUUCGCCUACUUCUCCCUCAUCCCCCUCUUCAUCCUGCAAGUCGCGCUCCUCGGCCUGGGCAUCUGGGCGCUGUUCUCCAAGCGUCCGCAACGCUCGGGACACAGGGAGCUGGAGAAGGGUGGCGACUACCCGUUGAGCAAUGUCCAGAGGCAGAAUGUUAGCUUCGAGACGAAGAGUGCGAGUCCGCAGAGCUAUCAGACUAGGAACUUUAGUGGUGGGAAGUCGUGA
Messenger RNA from Saxophila tyrrhenica, 738 nucleotides. RefSeq lists its product as uncharacterized. NCBI's taxonomy places the organism in Eukaryota, Fungi, Ascomycota, Dothideomycetes, Mycosphaerellales, Extremaceae. The transcript is spliced from 2 exons. The record is from RefSeq and is a predicted model, not a curated record. Bases 1 to 738 code for a protein of 245 amino acids.